Molecule: messenger RNA, 740 nt
Organism: Rhizophagus irregularis DAOM 181602=DAOM 197198
Lineage: Eukaryota; Fungi; Glomeromycota; Glomeromycetes; Glomerales; Glomeraceae
Biological process (GO): intermembrane lipid transfer
Cellular component (GO): cytoplasm
Molecular function (GO): lipid transfer activity
Source: RefSeq, a predicted model, not a curated record
AUUUUAUUUAUUUAUUUAUUAUUAUUUAUUCGUUUCUCCCUAUUUUUUUUAAAAAAAAGAAAAAUGACUUAUUUUGAUAACCUUCAAAGAAACUAUACUGAUGUACCUAUUACGGAAGACGGUAUUGAAACUAUACCUUUUAUUGAAGCAACCAAUGGACUUGUAAAAUUGUUUGACUUGCUUGGUUCGAAAGCAUUUAAUGUCGUUCAAAGUGAUAUGAAUGGAAACAUUGAGAAAAUUAAGAACCGCUAUGAAGCUGAUCCAACAAAGAGCCCUACUCUUGAAAAGUUGGUGAUUAACGAACAAGGUGAAAAGAAACGUACCGCUACUGAGGGUUUAUUGUGGUUGAAAAGAGGAUUGGAAUUUACUUCAGUAGCAUUAAGGCGUUCCAUUAAUGAUGAAAAUGAAGAACUUACGGUUUCUUUUACUGAGGCUUAUGGUGUUACUUUGAGACCAUUUCAUUCCAUGCUCGUCCGACCUAUAUUUGGAUUGGCAAUGAAAGCUUGUCCUUAUCGUAAAGAUUUUUUUGAAAAAUUGGGUGAUGAUCAAGAAAAAGUUAAACAACAAUAUGAAGAAUGGUUAUUAGCUUUUGAAAAGGUUGUUCAAAGAUUAAAUAACUUUUAUACUGAAGGUGGUUAUGAUAAAGGUAAAUUUUAAUAAUAGAUAAUAAUAUACAUUUGUUGAUUUUUUUAAAAAAUUUUAAUAAAAUAAAGGAAGAUGGAAAUUAUAAUUUUGAAACU